AUGAAGAGGGUCACCCUGUUUGUUAAUGGCAGCCCCAGAAAUGGGAAGGUUGUGGCUGUUUAUGGAACAUUGUCGGAUUUGCUUUCUGUCGCAAGCAAUAAGCUUGGAAUAAAAGCAACCAGUGUCUACAAUGGAAGAGGUGGACUUAUUGAUGACAUUGCCUUAAUUAGAGAUGAUGACGUUCUUUUUGUAUGUGAAGAUGAACCAUUCAUUGAUCCCCAGAAUGACAUCAGCUCUCUAGAAACAUUAACAGGAUCUCAUUCAGAUUGGAUAACGCUCAAUGUAGGAGGACGGUACUUCACAACUACCCGGAGCACUUUGGUUAGUAAAGAACCUGAUAGCAUGCUGGCUCACAUGUUUAAAGAUAAAGAUGCUUGGGGAAACAAGAGAGAUCACAGUGGAGCUUUUCUGAUUGACCGAAGUCCGGAGUACUUUGAACCGAUCUUAAACUAUUUGCGCCAUGGACAACUAAUUGUGAACGACGGCAUUAAUUUGUUAGGUAUCUUAGAGGAAGCGAGGUUCUUUGGAAUUGACUCACUAAUUGAACAUCUUGAGCUAGCAAUUAAGAAUUCCCAACCUGCAGAGGACCACUCCCCGAUUUCCCGGAAGGAAUUUGUCAGGUUCCUCCUUGCAACCUCAACCAAGUCUGAGCUACGCUGUCAGGGGUUAAAUUUUAGCGGAGCAGACCUCUCUCGUUUAGAUCUCCGGUACAUCAACUUCAAGAUGGCCAACUUGAGCCGAUGCAACCUGGCCCACGCGAACCUCUGCUGCGCAAAUCUUGAACGGGCUGAUCUUUCUGGAUCUGUUCUAGAUUAUGCCAACCUCCAAGGUGUAAAGAUGUUGUGCUCAAAUGCAGAGGGAGCAUCCCUGAAAAGCUGCAAUUUUGAAGAUCCUUCUGGCCUUAAAGCUAAUUUGGAAGGUGCUAACCUGAAAGGUGUUGAUAUGGAAGGAAGUCAGAUGACUGGCAUCAAUCUCCGAGUUGCAACUCUAAAGAACGCAAAAUUGAAAAACUGCAAUUUGAGAGGCGCAACCUUGGCAGGAACCGAUCUGGAGAACUGUGACCUGUCAGGCUGUGAUCUACAAGAGGCCAACCUGAGAGGGUCGAAUGUGAAAGGAGCCAUCUUCGAAGAGAUGCUGACACCAUUGCACAUGUCUCAGAGCGUCAGAUAGGUUGCCCUGCUGGAAACUCUUGGUGCUCAAAUGAGGGAAUGACGUUCCUUCCGCAGUGUGUUUUUCUCAGCGGUAUCUGAGAAGCUGCUGCUGGAUGGAGAGAAGGACCUUCUCUUGUCUUAGGUAUAGGAAUAGCUAUUGAAUCCAGUUGGGACAAGAAGCUUGCUCAUAACUCCCAAAGACAUUGCUCUCUUGGCUCCUACCUUGCUUUAGAACGCUCCUCUAGAAAAAAAAUAUUUAUGAAAGCACAAUAUAUGCAAUUUAUAUUUAUUCAACUUCCAAUGAGGGUUUUUUAAAACAUGACCAGUUCAGCCCCGAUUGGUGAAACUUUUAGUUACAGUGGCUUAUGAAAUGUAGGAGUGGGAGGAAUUGGAAGGUCAAAAGGGAUCCAGAUUUGACUCUUCUAGCUGUAUUUCUUAAAAAGAAUCAUCCUGGAUACAUUUGGAGUUUUAUUUUAAGCCUGUUUUGCACUACUAAUUUAAAAUAGCUGGGCUGCGAAUACUGUACGCCUGGGUUCCUUGAUUUAGGACAGUGUCGUAAGUAUUAAUUGCAAAAGGGGAACACUCGAUGUUCCAUUUUUAAGGUCUGCUGCUCAUCCCUAAUAAUCAAGAAUUGAAGGUGCAAAUGUAAUACAGAGGCUCGUGUGAGCCCUGAAUUGCUAAGUUGUACUGUUUUUUUAUUGUCACUAGACCUACAAGCCUUGUGGACUAGAAACAUUAGAAGUGAGCCAAUUGCUCUUAUAUCAGCAUUGGGGAAGUACAUCCUGAACAUUUUAAUAGGCUGGUAUUAUUACAGGCUUCCGUGACAGUGAAUAAUGCCCCAAUUUUCUUGGUCAAAAGUUGAGCGAUAUACCCUGGGGGUCCUGGAUAAAAUAGGGAGCAAUCAGGGACGCAGUGGCUCAGGGGCUAGGAUGUUGAGUUUGUCGAUCAAAAGGUCAGCAGCUCAGCGGUUCAAAUCCCUAGUGCUGCUGUGUAACGGGGUGAGCUCCCAUUACUUGUCCCAGCUUCUGCCAACCUAGCAGUUUCGAAAGCAUGUAAAAAUGCAAGUAGAAAAAAUAGGGACCACCUUUGGUGGGAAGGUAACAGUGUUCUGUGCGCCUUUGGCGUUGAGUCAUGCCGGCCACAUGACCACGGAGACAUCUUCAGACAGCGCUGGCUCUUCGGCUUUCGAACGGAGAGGAGCACCGCCCCCUAGAGUCAGGAACGACUAGCACGUAUGUGCGAGGGGAACCUUUACCUUUACCUUAAUCAGAAAUAGUUCAGGUUACUUUACAUAGUGAUGUAAAUCUAGUUUGGUUAAUAUAACCUCCAUACGAUUACAACCAAGCUCAGAGAGCACCAAGAACCGCACAGUUAGUAUUCUCUUCUGUCAGUACUAGGAAAUAAAGGGCUAGGAACAUACACAGCCAAAAGAUGCCCAGAAAAUCUUGAAAUGUUAUGAAAAAAGGAAAGCCCCUAUAAUUCACAUACUGUAUUGUUGCACACCACCCUUGCAUUUUUUUUUAAAUGGAAAAAUAAUUCUACAAAGUCUCCAAAAAGUGGUCGAGACAUUCGGCUCUGUCCUUCCAGUUAUGCCAGUACGAAACAAGGAACACCUCAGCAGCCCUUCAUGCCAAGAAACAAAACAGGGUUAACUUUAUUUAACCCAGGGGUCUCCAACCUUGGCAACUUUCAGACUUGUGGACUUCAACUCCCAG
Molecule: messenger RNA, 2866 nt
Organism: Ahaetulla prasina
Lineage: Eukaryota; Metazoa; Chordata; Lepidosauria; Squamata; Colubridae
Gene: KCTD9
Product: potassium channel tetramerization domain containing 9
Exons: 12
Coding region: 1-1170 (389 amino acids)
Biological process (GO): intracellular signal transduction; protein homooligomerization
Molecular function (GO): protein binding
Source: RefSeq, a predicted model, not a curated record